Molecule: messenger RNA, 830 nt
Organism: Nematolebias whitei (Rio pearlfish)
Lineage: Eukaryota; Metazoa; Chordata; Actinopteri; Cyprinodontiformes; Rivulidae
Product: glucocorticoid receptor
Exons: 3
Coding region: 61-495 (144 amino acids)
Source: RefSeq, a predicted model, not a curated record
GUAAACGACAUAAAAUGAAGUAAAUCCCUAACCGAGUGCGUUUGCACCCACAGGGAGCGGAUGAAGCUGCCCUACAUGGCCGAGCAGUUUGAGCAGAUGAUGAAGAUUUCCAGCGAGUUCGUCCGGCUGCAGGUUUCCCACGAUGAGUAUUUGUGCAUGAAGGUCCUCCUGCUGCUCAGCACAGUACCUAAGGACGGCCUGAAGAGUCAGGCGGUGUUCGAGGAGAUCCGCAUGUCGUACAUUAAGGAGCUGGGGAAAGCCAUUGUGAAACGCGAGGAGAACUCCAGCCAGAACUGGCAGCGUUUCUACCAGCUCACCAAGUUGUUGGACUCCAUGCAUGAGAUGGGCGGCGGGUUGCUCAGCUUCUGCUUCUACACCUUUGUGAACAAGUUCCUGAGCGUGGAGUUCCCCGAGAUGCUGGCGGAGAUCAUCAGCAAUCAGUUACCAAAAUUCAAGGCUGGGAGCGUCAAACCUCUCCUCUUCCAUCAGAGAUGACUGUUUCCUGUAGCAAACACAAGGCCUUAAAGUCCCGCCACAUCACCUCAGCAGCUCGACACAACUCACCCCCUCCUCCUUCCCCCACCCCCAUCCCGCCACCCUCCAGACAAGCAAAGAAUAAAGAGCAGACUACCUAACGCCAGGAGAGGACGACGUUUUCAGGAAACGAGCAUCGGCGUGACGGGCGCAAAUGGUCUGGUGGGAUAAAGCGACGUUUGUGUAGGAAGCAGACGGCGAGCGCGCCACGUUUUGCUUUGUUCAAGAGUCUAAGAUAUAGUGUCUAAUAAGAGUAGGAACUGUUUGUAAAAUCUAAUCGCAGAGAGAAAUAAUAG